UCGCGCUUGCGGACUUUACGCGAUGAAAUUCGCGUGCUAUCGGCUUACUCAGACCUGAUUCUCGCUCGUUUUCUCGAACAUGCAGAUGUCGUGAAGGCAGCCGAGGGCGCGACGGUGCCAGUCAUCAACGGGUGCUGCGACCGUUACCAUCCGACACAGGCACUCGGUGACCUGAUGACGAUACAGGAAAAAUUUGGACGUAUUGAAGGGAUUAAACUCACUUAUAUCGGGGUGCACAAUAACGUAUGCAAUUCAUUGAUUACCGCCGGGCUAAAGACGGGUAUGGAAGUAACUGUCGCUGCACCGGAGAUUAAUCCCGCAGCUGUCGAUGAGGAACUCUAUGAAGCGGCACGUAAAGCGGGCACGUACAAGGCAUCGGAUCAACUUCACCAAGCAGUUGCAAACAGCGAUGUUGUGUAUACCGACACAUGGGUCGAUACGUUUAAGGAGGAGAAGGAACGACGCAUUAAGACACUUUCUCCCUAUCAGCUGAACGCGGAGUUACUCGCAGGGCAGGAUGUUCUAGUUAUGCACUGUCUGCCCGCCCACCGUGGUUAUGAAAUUUCCGGUGAAAUCGUUGAAGACCCGAGAUCGAUCAUGUUUGAUCAGUCGGAGAACCGACUUCAUAGUAUGAAAGGGUUAAUCCUGAAACUGUUGGGAGCACUAUGA
This is a messenger RNA of Geodia barretti, 669 nucleotides long. The record is from the annotation of a GenBank genome assembly. NCBI's taxonomy places the organism in Eukaryota, Metazoa, Porifera, Demospongiae, Tetractinellida, Geodiidae.